Messenger RNA from Hyaloscypha bicolor E, 1366 nucleotides. Its product is annotated as transaldolase. NCBI's taxonomy places the organism in Eukaryota, Fungi, Ascomycota, Leotiomycetes, Helotiales, Hyaloscyphaceae. Gene Ontology annotation, cellular component: intracellular anatomical structure. The transcript has 7 exons. The coding region runs from base 248 to 1225 and encodes 325 amino acids. Gene Ontology annotation, biological process: carbohydrate metabolic process; pentose-phosphate shunt, non-oxidative branch. The record is from RefSeq and is a predicted model, not a curated record. Gene Ontology annotation, molecular function: transaldolase activity.
AGUGAAGCGAGCUGGUGGAGAAUCCCCGCGUUCGCCUCACCUUCCUUGAUAAGAAAGGAGGAGGAAUACUUGGAACAGACCGACAUUGACGCACUUGAGGAAAAUACUCACUGCUGUUACUACAUUUCGGUUCAGUUACCCACACAGUCUUUGGCUCCAAUACUCCUGUACGAGUGUCUGAGACGUCCUCAUUCUGCAUUUCUGCAGUACCUUGACCAUCCAGCAGCGCUCACGGAGCUGUGACGCGAUGGCUCCUCCACAGAACUUGCUGGAGGUCCUACGGGAACGCACAAUUGUGGACUGUGAUACCAUGGAUGCAGACGUCGCCGAGAAUAUUGGGAAACCAGUUCAAUUUGCUGACUGCACCUCGAAUCAGGCAAUUGCUUACUUUGAGCUUCAAAAACCCAAGCAUAAGACAACUCUUCGCGAAUCCAGACCUUUGGCCACUGCCCUGGGAUCAAAAUACCCCAAUACUCCAGUGAAAGAACUCUUUGUGGAGAUUUCUAUGGUCAAACUGCAACUCGAAAUCUCGAAGCAUGUCACUGGAUUUGUUCAUGUUCAGACUAACCCCUACUACUCGUAUGACACUGUGAAGACUGUUAAGAAUGCCGAAAGAAUCGUGGAACAUUUCAAGCUUCUGGACAACACCUUUGAUCCAAGCCGAGUGUGCAUCAAGAUACCCAGCACGUGGGAAGGCCUCGAGGCAUGCCGUUUACUCGAAUCGUCUGGUAUAGCCACGUUAGCAACGACCCUCUUCACCAUUGAGCAGGCUUGGAUGGCUGGCGAUGUGGGAUGCGAAUAUAUCGCUCCUUACGUGAACGAACUGAAGGUCCAUUUUGAGGAAGGAUUCGUUGACCGCAACAAAUCUAUGGACCUAUGUGUUCAUGCACAUCGCUUGUACAGUGCUAAUAAGGUCAAAACUAAGGUCCUUCCAGCCAGUCUGACAUCCAUCGACGAGAUCAUGGCCCUAGAUGGUGUUGAUCACAUCACGAUCUCACCUCAAUUACUUCAAGAAUUGGUUCGAACACCAGCUUCUGAGAAGACCAAGGCUUCCUUGUUCGAUGGUGAGAUUGAGGUACCUCCGAUGCUUUCUUUUACGAAUGAAGCUGAGUACCGAAUUGCUUUCACCCUGAGUGGAAAAGGAGAAGGAGAGCGUAAAUUGACGCAGGCUAUUAAUAUCUUCUGUGAGAUGCAGACAAAGCUUGAGGCGAUGAUGAAUCAAUGAAUCAGCAGUGGCCAUGUUGAGACACUCAAGACUGGAGUGUGUUGGUAAUAUGUACGUUGUAUUUCUCGAGGCUCAUACUACCAGAAAUCAAAAAAUCCAGUCUCCAAGAGAACACUCGCUGUUGAUUCCCGCCUCCCUUCC